CUACAAUCUGCCAUAAUUCCUCUUUGAUAUACCGCCUCCUCCCGACCACCUGUCCCCUUGGUUGUAUGCUACUCUAUAUUGCAUUCCCUUUCGGUGUCUGAGAGCAGCUUUCUUCUUCUUGUUGUUCCAUCUGUUUUUUUCUUUUUUGCCGAGCUUGGAACCUUAUUAAGUUCGUUAACUACCCACUUUAUUCAUUAGUCUUGGAAGGUUCAUCUGAUUUUGGGUUGCCGACGCAGACGAAGAUAUUUUUUUUUUGGCUGCACCCCAAACUGCCAAAACACCUCGCGCCAUGGACUCGAUGAGAUCUCUCAAUACGUCUCUGCCAGUUUCGUCGCCUCGUCCAAACUAUGGACAGCCUCCUGAGCAGCUGCUCCAAGCGUUCAAAACUGCAGCCCUCUCCGUGACAAACCUCUACAAAACCGCCGUUUCUGACCAAGCAAAUGCCCGCCAAACUGGAUACCAAGAAGCUCUGGAAGACCUUCGCGCUUUUCUCGACAGGGAAAAGAUUGGGUUGAGUGAUGGGGAAGGGUCGAAAGUGCGAUGUUGGGUCGCAGAGCGAAUAGAUGGAACCGCCGCCGCCACCUCUUCGAUGGAUAGUGACGAUGAGCGAGGAGAGGUCGACAGCAAACGAGAGCGGAGUAUAUCCCCAACCGUCACGAGAAAACAGACUCCGGACGUUAAUCAUACAUCCCAAGCACCUAGAGCCACCUCUCCCCCGCGGCAAGAAACCAGUACCCUCCAACCGUCAGCACCCCCUGACUUAUCUACUACACCAUCCAGACCAACCACCUUCACGUUCACCACUGGACCGCAGUUCCCGGUCCUUCAACAGUCCGAUAUCGACAUGCAAACUUCUGAGUAUGUGCCAGUGACUACUCCUGCAUCCUUGCAACCGGAUUCCUCCCACCUGCCACACUCGUCGACUAUCAAUAGCUCCCCAACCGUCAGGGUUGAAGUAGUUCCUCGAGGAUCAAGAACCCCCCAUCGACUCAAUAACGGUAAUCGACAUAGCGCACGAGCGUCGGCGCGGGAUCCCGUUUCAAACAAUGGAUCCAAGAGAAAAUUCCAUUUUGGAGAUUUUUUUGAUAUCUCCAGUCUUGGGAACGGACGAGAGGCUUUUGGAGGCGGCAAGCGGGGCCGCUUUAUCUGAAGUAAUGGCACGCCGUCAUUUGGGGGCAUAAUAUUGGGUUAGACAGAAUUCCUUGGGAUGGGAUGAUAACGACGGAGCAUUAUUAUGGUUUUCAUUUACUUUUACUUUUUGUUUUGCUUUCUUUUCUUUCUGCUCUUUGCUUGUCUUGUUGUUCGACCCUUUUGUCAUUUAGCUUAGUCUUUAUCCCCACAUCCCCACAUACCCUUUCUUCUGGCUCAUUGUCCCUUUUGUUUCCAACGGCCAACCCAAAGGUCAUAUCAUGAUUAGAAGCAUUUACGGAGUCAGUAUUCUAGCAUUUUCAUACAUUACAUAGAUAGCAUCCAAUCAAGAUACCCAUGACCAGA
Molecule: messenger RNA, 1494 nt
Organism: Blastomyces gilchristii SLH14081
Lineage: Eukaryota; Fungi; Ascomycota; Eurotiomycetes; Onygenales; Ajellomycetaceae
Exons: 1
Coding region: 290-1150 (286 amino acids)
Source: RefSeq, a predicted model, not a curated record